AUGGCGACAGGGAAUGAGCUCGAUUUAGCCGAAGAAAUGGCAAAUUCCUCGCCGGAACAAGCAAUGGAAUUACUUUCCUCUAUUGGUGGGUUACGGCUAUAGUAUUCAAGGCUAGCCUAAUGUUCUUUUUCUAACGAAUGGACUCAAUAUUUCAAUGAGAAGUAAUUGGGGGUCUCAUGGAUAUACUGUUUUUCAAUGUCUUUUAGUAAAGCGUGACAUUCGCACCGGAGAUGAAGAGGGAAUCAAAAUGAAAGAGCAAGCCAUUUUAAAUCUUGGGAAUAUGCUGUCGAAGCACGGAAAAGCAGAGGGUAUGAAAUAAACCUUCGUUCAUUUUUCCUUCAAAAUAAUUAUAAUAACUGACAAUUCCUGACAAUUCCAUGGCCACUCUCUCAUAAUUAACGUUUCAGAAUAUGACUUCCUCGUAGUACCAGUGAUUUCAAUGAAAUUAGGUUCAGAGGGGUAGUUAAGAACAGCAGGCCGUUAGUUUUGAAGGCCAGGAGGCCUUUGUUUCCAAGGGAAGCAUGUUGUGUUUUGAGUUGGUUCAAUUAAGGCUCUCUGUUUGUCCGAGUGGUCUAGCAAUUUAAAAAUAUUUAGCUUUAUCUUAAGAGUACAGUAAACCUUUGUGGAAAGGUUACAUCACUGUAAUCAGCAAAUUAAGCCAGCAACACAUCUGGCAAUUUUUGCUAAUCACAGCAAUUGGCCUAAAUUGCCUACUGUGCCCAGUGCAGCAACUGCAUUUUUCCACAGAUCAUCACAGUAUGGGUGCACAAAAUCACCAAUAUCUGACAUGCAAGAUAUCUGGGAUUUUUUACACCCAUCACAGUGAUCAAAUAUGCCACGAUCAGCCAAUAAAAUUGCCAGGUGUGUCAUCAGCUUAAGAAGUAGAUUGAUCUUCCCCUGCUUUACAGCUGAUAUUGAAACCUCUAAGUAUGUCCUUUGAGGACCACUCUAAGUAACUAUCAUCUGAUCUGUUCAUUAGAACUGGGAGGACUUAUCAAGUAUAUUCGCCCAUUCCUGAAAAUGGUAUCAAAAGCAAAGGCUGCCAAGCUUGUUAGGAACCUGGUUGAUUUGUUUCUUGAUAUGGAAGCAUCAACUGGCAUGGAGGUAGAAACUGUAGUUUACUGCUGAUUUAAAAAAUAAGUGAGAUAUGACAAGCACCCUUAUUUGACAAAAAACUAUUGUGUAUUGCUCUGAUAGACCCAUAAAAAAGUUAACUCAAUUUUACAAAAGUAACAGGUGGCACUAUAUAUUGAAAAAAAAGUUUGAGAUCACUCACCUUGAGCCCUGAUUUAUAAGGUAUUUUCAUGUUCUACCAAAAUCCUGUGUGGGUUAUUGCACCUGUAAACCAAUAGAAAGAGUGUUUUUUUUUCCUGAAAUAUUAUGAAUCCUUUAUCUCAUCAUUCAAGGAUUAUGGUUUUGAUUUGAUUCUCAAACUCUACUACAAGUUAAUGGUGAAAACAAUUGUAAAUGUAAUUUUAUAUUCUCCUGUGAAAAGGUUGAGCUCUGCAAUGAAUGUAUUGAUUGGGCCAAAGAGGAAAAAAGAACAUUUUUACGACAAGCUCUUGAGGUUUGUGUUGUUUAAUCUAAAUGAUUGCAAUUUAAUGUCUAUUAUACAUGUAUCUGACUGUGAAUCUCAGAGAACCUUGAACACCAAAAAUAUCAGUGGAAUUUUUCUUCUGUUUCAAGGAAAGUGCCAUCAAGCAUUAGACUAAACCACAGAUAGUAAUGGUAAUUAAUUUGGGGGUUUUAGGUUUGAUUUAUUGUUUUGAUAGUGACUGUUAAGAACUCAACUGAUCUCUUAGGAGCACAUCAGUAUCUUCCCAGUUUUCUGAGUUUCAAAAUAAACCAAACUCCAGAUUCUGAUUGGUCCUUACAUCUAUUUAUUUUGCAACACCUGUUUUUGGAUAUUUUUAGAUGCUGGUUAUUAAUAAAAAGUAGAACAAAUCAAGAACAGGCUGACUUGUAAACUUCACAGAAAAGAGGGAAACUAAAUUUUUUCCCUGAUUUGAUUUUUUUUAUUUUUGCUUUACUUAUAAACAAAAAUUCAAAACAUCGAGAUUUGUCAGUCAUUUUAUCCUUUCUGGGAAAUUGACUGAUUAGUCUUGACUGCUCUUGAUCCAGUUUUCAAGGUUCAAGUCCAAAGGCAUAGGGCUAGUUACUUACAUGAGGUUUCACCCAAACCACGGUUUUAUCCAGGCAGUGGGCCUUAUGUAAUCUUUACAAGAGGAUUGUUGUAAUUAAAUAAAUGUCCUUCCACUGCUAGCCUCUGGCCUUCUUGACACUGUUUACAAUUAUAAUAAAUGCUUAGAUAAAAGAUUCAGCUAAAUUCAAGGUAGCUUAGAAUGCUGUUUUGUUCAUCGACGGCUAAACUUUGUUUAAAUAACCAGCCCAUAGUUCAGAAUGUGGGCUAUUGGUGAUGAUUUUUAACUUGAGGCAUUGUCAUACUUAAUUUAUUCUAGUGUGUCUUGAUUAAAGUACUGGUAAAUGAGGUACAGUGUAAAUCAUUUUGGGGUAUCCUCCAGUUUUGUCAACUUGAAUAAUAGAAAUGGUGUUUUUUUGGUAGUAUUUACUUGCCCACUUUGUGUUACUUUUCAUUUCAGGCAAAACUGGUUGGUUUGUAUUUGGACACUAAAAAUUAUACCAAAGCACUGCAAUUAGGUAAGUAUACAAGCACUGACUGAAUUUUUUAAAUUUCCAUUUAUAUUAUGAAUACCUAUUUCUAAGCCACAAAUGACUUGAACCUUGUAUUGACUGGUGAUGAGGUCUGAUUGUACAGUAGAAUAUAUUCCUGAAAAGGACUGUUGUUAUUAAGAAUAAGUGAUAUUUUGACAACCUGAGGUGAAGUCACCAUCAGAGACAGGUGACUCAAUUCUUACUCUGAUGAUAACCUAGUUGAAUCUUAUGGCGACUUUUUCCAAGGGUGGGGAAACAUCAGUCAGUGUUACUGUCAUUCUGACAAUCUGACCAUAUGGUUGCCUCUAUAACUACAGUAUAACAACAAUAGACAUCAGGUACUCCAAGGUGAUGAGAUGGGAAGGUUUAUAAAACGUGGUAUUUUACAAACUGAGUAUCUAAAGAACAGGGGUAUUUGUCCUUUCAAAGUUUGUUUUGCCUAUUUUCACUUUGAAUAUCAUCCUUAAACAGGUUCAAAACUCUUAAAAGAGCUAAAGAAACUUGAUGAUAAGGCGUUACUUGUUGAAGUACAGUUAUUGGAAAGCAAGGUUUACCACAAUCUUAGCAACAUUCCUAAGUCAAGGUAAAGUAUUUUGGUGUGUUUGUUGUGUUUUUUUUCGAGAUGUUUUUUGAUGGUAUCCUUACCAAAUUGAUUUCCCCUUGAAAGUACCAGAAGUACUACUGAAAGCAAGGGCAGCAACCCUGUAAAUCCGUGUUUGCAGUGAAAAAGAAAAGUUUAUACAAAUAAGCAAGUAAUUGUCAUUCCACUUAUUUGCUGUUGAUUUAACCUUACCAAGUGCAGGACUACCUCAGCGUGGUCAGCCAUUAAAUUUAUAUUAUAUACUGUCUUCACCUUCCAUUAAUUUUUAUUUGUAACACAGAUUAGAAAAUUGUUGAAAAUACCGGAAUAUUAAUAUAUAAGCCUGCUGAAAUCAUCUGUAAUGAUUUUCCUGUAUUAAGCUUGUAAUGUUGUAGGGGAUUACCAAUAAUUGACUUGUUUUUAUGAUAUAUUCAAAUAGGGCUGCUCUUACAUCAGCAAGAACAACAGCUAAUGGCAUUUACUGCCCUCCGAAACUACAGGCAUCACUAGACCUGCAAUCAGGUACUUAGUAUACAGUAUUCUCAUUAUACCUACUUCUACUGUUGUCCAGGUUAUAUAAUUAUCUUCUUACUGACUAAGCAAGAGGGCUGUACUGGGGAAUAUUUGCCCUAGGUCAUGGCAUUACAGACUGAGUGCAAUGAUGUCCAUACACAAGCAACAAACAGCCAAUAUCUCUAAGUAGUGCUUGAGUAAACAAAAUAAGUACUUGUAAGUAGUUUAUUAUAUGGCACUCGAACCAUAUUUGAUUAUUUUGAAUUUGCUAGCUUUCAAAACCAAAAAUACAUGGAAACAGUGUGUAUGGCAAAAUAUGGACCAAGUAAGAACCAAUCAGAACACUCAGAUUUACCUCAGGACUACCUUACCAUAUAGUAAGACAUAUUAUUCAGCAUCAGCUGAACCUUCCUUUUAACAUGUUGCUUUUCACCUCAGGUAUUUUACAUGCUGAAGAGAAGGACUUUAAGACUGCAUACUCUUACUUCUAUGAAGCAUUUGAGGUACAUUUAGUAAUUGAUGAUUUGUGAUGAAAGGUGGAGGGAGUAUAGAAUGUAGUACAGUUAAUGAAAGCAGAUAGCUAUUAAUCACCACUCUGACAAAGGGCUAAUGCUCAAAAUUUCAGCUUUGAAACUCUUUAUGGUAGCCAAUGUACAUUAUGAACUAAACUGAUAAUACUAAAUUACUCUGUUAUACUCUCCUACCAAUGCAGUACCACAGUUUCUUUAGAAACUUAUCCCCUUUAUUCAUUUAGUUUUAAUCACUACCACUCUGACAAAUCCAGUUUUUCAUCUUUUCAUAGGAUCACUGUUUUAAGGGGGUUGGAAACAGUUCUGCGAGACAAAUACAGACUAUAUUCAAAACACUCAUAAACCUACUUUCACUCUUCCCAGUCAAACCAGUUGAAUCCCAGUUAUUAUUCUUAUGUUUAGGGGAAAAUCCAGGUAAAAAGUUUUUGGGGAUGGUCUCAAAAAUUAUGGGACAGAUUUUCUCACAACUGUAGGAUUUUUUUUUUUUUUUUUUUUUAGAUACAUGUAAGGCUUUGCUGCAGAGUGAAUUUUGCGAUAUGUUUAUUUUACUACUGUUGCUGAGUUAUUGGUUAAUGUUAUUGAUGCUGAUCCAUAUACUCAUUUUUAUCUUAGGGCUUUGACUCUAUUGACAACCCUAAAGCUGUAUCAGCACUAAAAUACAUGCUUCUGUGCAAGAUUAUGCUGAACAGGUAGGUUUAGGUAGAGUGUAGAAUAAAAAGAACCCAGCCAGAAAUAAUUACAAUAGACAAAUAAGGUGAAAUGAUGUUAUGAAUAUUUUACCAAUGGAAACUCAAAACAAAUGCAUGUUUUCCUUGUUGCUUAGGUCCAAUUACAGGAAAACUUGUGUGACCCAAUUGCUGCUGAUUUCAAUUCUACAUCCACUUGGUUGAAUGGAUAUGGGAGACUAACCAAGCCUUUCAUGUAGCUUGAUAACAAAAAUCAAGGAUUCAGUUGCAAUCCCCAGUGAAAGAUUGCUCAAUUUUCCCAUGUUAGUGGAAAGUCAGCUGGCAACUGUGACUGUCACAGUGGUGGAGCUAUUCCCCUCCCCCCUCCUCCCCCCCAUUUGAACUCAGUUAGUUUUGCUUUCGCAGCAUACAAGUCAAUUAACCUCUUGAUUGAUCGGUGUGUAAAUUUUCAUAGCACUUCUUGUUCAUUGUCGAGGAAGACAGGUCAUGAGAAUUCAGAAAAUUAUUGACUCAACAAAAUUGUUUUGAUGAAAAAAUUCAGCCCUUCCUUAAAAAGUGUGUUUUGCUUUCUUGUUUGGGGAAUUAGCAUAAAGAUCUUUGGAGUUGAUUUGGAAUUAGCUACUUGAAAAGAUUUUACUCAUAAUAUACUGUACAAAAGGCACCAGACAUUUCUUUUCUCAUUUAUUUCAGCCCAGAUGAUGUACAAUCAAUAAUCAGUGGAAAACUAGCACUGAGAUAUUCUGGAUCACAGGUUUGUAGCCAUGCCCAAUUAUCAACGUUUUUUUUUUCAUUUUUGUUCUAAUCUUCAGUCCUAAGUCCAGGUUUAACAUCGCCAAACAGUGACAUACCUCGCAUAUUUUUUUACAGUUAGUCGCCAUGAAAAGUAUUGCUAAUGCAAGCCACAACAGGUCACUGUCUGAAUUCCAGCAGGUGUGGUAGCUUUUUUCAUUGUUUGCAGUUUGGUUUUGAUUUCCCCCACUAUUAAAAUAAUGUUUAAUCACUUUGAAAUGAACUUUUAAAAAUUCUACCAUGAUAUCCUAUGUCUUGUUGUCAUUUCAUAAUAAUCAUCAUUCCCUUCCCUUAAGAUUUUGAAUUUCUCAUUAAAAAAAUUCUGUUAUUUUGUUGUUCCUUCAAAGGCCCUCAACACUUUCAAACAGGAACUCACUGAAGAUCCUAUCAUUAGGGUAUGUACAAAAAUGAAAGAAAAAAGUUGCAUACUGGCAAGACAACCAUAAGGCUUUUGCAGGAACACUUAUCAGUUAACUCUUACCAUUUACUCCCCAAAAUCAAUAUGCAUAUUCUCCAUACUGUUCUCUGUACAUUUCCAAAGGUGCUGACAAGGAGAAUUUGUUCAACAAUCAUGAACUUCUUUUGAUCAUUUCCUUCAUUCUCGUGAUUUAAAAGUGUGAUUUUUGAGUGAUAUUGGAAGGAGAAAUUAGAUGCUGGUCUCUCUUAGUGGUUAAAGGGUUAAUAGAGUAGAAAUUGAAAAGGACACCAGAUAAGCUGAGAGCCAUUCAGUGUUUCAAGCUGUGCAAACGCGUGGAUAAACCUUUCACUUCCACAAUCUUUUUUGUAAACCUCCAGGGCCAUGUUGUUCAAAGCUAGGUUAAGAUAACCCAGGGUUAGAGUGAAAUCUGACCUCAGAUCUGAAAGCUUUAAAGGCGUAUUCGGUAAAUUUAUUUUUUCCUAUAAUUUGAUGCCUGGAUGUUCUAAAAAGAAUUGAAGAAAUUAUCUGAAAUAGGCCUUUGAAGAAGGGAAUAAAGAAACCCAGAUUAAAACUUAACCCUGGGUUGCUGCUAAUCGGCCUUCAAACAACUGGGUACAGAUGUUUGAUUUCUUAAAUGCUCAAGAGAAUUAGCAUCUAUUCUCUCCAUCUGUAUGGUGAAUUGAUAAUGGACAUUUCAAUGACAAGUUGCAUUUGUUGCUCUUUUAACCCUUCAACUGUCAGAAGUGAUUAACAUGUAACUUCUCCCUAUAAUAUCCAUACACUAUCCAGCAAACAGGUAAUGAGAAUACUAAAGGCCUAUUUACACGGUAAGACUUUGUCGCAUGCGACAAGCUUAAGACAGGCCUACGACAUGACUUAGGACAAUUUACACGCGCACGACAUUUUCACCUACGACAUGCCAAAAUCGCGUGCAAUUCCACUCGUUUCGGCCGCGGUCAUUGUUUCAAUAAUUUGCAAGAGAAGGAAAAGAACCUCUUCCUCGCUCCACAGUGAUAUCAUAUUCUCUGUUUCCUCAUCUGAGAAUGUAUUUUUCGCUUUGGAAGCAGUCUUCGACUUUCCGGAGGCGACUUCCUCCGCCAUUUUGACGCAAGAAAAUUUCACCUUCCUCCCCUACUCAGUAGAAAUUUGUCACAAAAUAUGUCAUUUUCUAUCAAUUUCGGCUACGAUUGUCGCAGCGUUUUAAAACAUGUUUUAAAAUCCUACGACAUUUUUCGUGACGUGCACGACAGUCGUAAGCGAGUGGUAGGUUUGAUUUACACGAUACAAUUCGUGUCGUAGGCCUGUCGUAAGCUUGUCGCAUGCGACAAAGUCGUACCGUGUAAAUAGGCCUUAACACUUAUCAAGAGAAAGUUUUAUCUUGAUCUAACACCGUAUUCUCAUAACUGAUUUUCAAGGAAAUUUGUGGGGACUAGAGGGAAGAAUUUUAAAACAAUCAGAUCUUGGGAGUCAAAGGGUUAUAAGGCCGAUCCUGACAUUUUUCAUGCUUUGUGUGUCAUAUUUAUCUUUUGUAAUGGUACAUCUUAUUUUAUUUUUGUUUUCUUUUUGUUUUUUUUUUCCUUUAGACCCACUUGGAUGCACUUUAUGACAACCUCCUGGAACAGAACCUCAGUCGGAUUAUUGAACCAUUUGCUCGUGUUCAGGUAUAUAUUUUUUUCUUUUAUUUUUGGCCACUUCAGAUUGGUACUCACAAGUGUCUCAGAAGUUACCAAAUGUAAGUUUAAUUUUUAAUGAUUAACUUACUGUCUUUUUCCCCCUCAGAUUGAUCAUGUCGCAAAGCUCAUUGCACUUCCAUUGGUAUGCAUACCACUUAUUGUAGUAUUUUAUGAUGUUUUCCUCUUCGGAUAUUAACGGUAAUUCAAGCUUCUGAUCGAUAAUAUGCUGAAGUAAUUGAAGGGCCUGACUUGAAACCUUUGCUGGCUUUUGAAUAGACACUCGAGAAAGAAUGAACUGCGUGAGACAGGGUGCAAGGGAAGAAAAUGCAGGUUAAGAGCUUUCGCGGGAACCGUAAGGUGCUAUGUCUGCUACGUUGCAGUAAUACAUAACUUGAGAUGUCAUACGUGACAUCAUGCUCCACAUGCCUUACCACAACUUUCACCCUCUUUUUUUGGCGCUCUUGGGCUUAAUUUAGUCGAGGCCUUUUAUGAACGUAAGUUUCCUUUAUGUUAUGUUUUAUUUGCAGAAUGUGGUUGAAAAAAAACUCUCUCAGAUGAUUCUUGACAAGAAACUUCAUGGUGAGUUAACUGUGCUUCAACUCUUUUGAAACAACAAAAAGGUUGUUUUCACCAUUUUUUAUUGAAUUGUUUUUGAGAAAAGUGCUUAAAACGGCUAAGCUUCAGGGGAGCUUUGUGUGUGGAUGGACUUGAUUACAGAUUAUAUCCAACCAAAUAAGUGCCAUUCCUUUAUGAAAAUUCUCUUCAAAGAUUGUUUACCUUGUCAAAAUAGUCAUUUUGAUGGCGAUCUUCGAAGGUUUCACGACGUUAUGAAUCUAAAAUUUUGAUUCUUGAUUACUUACUAAGCAAUAUUAUUCUUAACCGAUUACUAAGGUUGGUAAAGAUAUGCCAGGCACUUGCAUGGGCCUUCUUAAACAACCUUCUCUCGUUGUCCAAACGGCUAAAUUGUCUCGUCUUGUGUUUCAAUUUUUCUUUGAACUUUUUCAUUUUUGUGAAAUUGCAGGAAUUCUUGAUCAAGGUUCUGGAGUGUUGGUCGUGUUCGACGAGACCCCAGUUGAUAAAACUUACGAAAACACCCUGGAACUGAUUCAUGAAAUGGGAAAGGUUGUGGAUGCGUUGUAUAGUAAAGCGAAAAAGCUUCAAUGACUCCGUCAUUAUUUAUAACACAUGUAUGUAGUAGAUGCGGAAUAUUCUCCACUUUGACCUUUAUAGUGAAACUUCAAAAUAAAAAUGUC
Pocillopora meandrina is the source of this 9115-nucleotide messenger RNA. The record is from the annotation of a GenBank genome assembly. Lineage: Eukaryota; Metazoa; Cnidaria; Anthozoa; Scleractinia; Pocilloporidae.